UACAAAACCGUGGAGAUGGUCUUCAUCGCCUUGGUCACCGGGUCCCUCAGCUUCGUCACCGUGGUGGGGAACAUCUUGGUCAUGCUCUCCAUCAAGGUCAACCGACACCUCCAGACCGUCAACAACUACUUCCUGUUUAGUUUAGCGUGUGCAGAUCUAAUCAUUGGCGCUUUCUCCAUGAACCUUUACACGCUUUACCUCAUCAUGGGCCACUGGCCUCUGGGGCCCGUCAUAUGUGACCUGUGGCUAGCCCUGGAUUACGUGGUUAGCAACGCCUCUGUGAUGAACCUGCUGAUCAUUAGUUUCGACCGCUAUUUCUGUGUGACGAAACCGUUGACCUACCCGGCCAGAAGGACCACCAAGAUGGCAGGUCUGAUGAUCGCUGCUGCCUGGAUUCUGUCCUUCAUCCUGUGGGCUCCAGCCAUCCUGUUCUGGCAGUUCAUCGUCGGCGAACGCACUGUCCAGCCUCACGAGUGCUACAUCCAGUUCCUCUCCAACCCUGUGGUGACCUUUGGCACCGCCAUCGCAGCGUUCUACCUGCCAGUGGUCAUCAUGACCGUGCUCUACAUCCACAUCUCUCUAGCGAGCCGGAGCAGAGUGUCCAAGCAGAAACCAGACGCUCAGAAGGAAAAGAAGAUCUUUAAGCCUGCCGCUCUACUGAAAGGGCACCUUCUCAAACCCAACAACAACAAUCAGUCACCUAAAUCCAGCCAGGACACCUGCAACACUAGUGAGACCAUGAAAAAUGGCAAGGUCGAUGAGUCUGUGGUCUUGACGAAAGCUGAAUCGAGUGUCCAGCCAGAGGAGAAGGAGAGCUCCAAUGAUUCCAGCACUGCCAGUAUCGCUCCCAAAGACACCCAGCAGAAAGUACCCAGGGACGUCAUUACUGAACCUGCAGUUGCUCCUGCCCCUAAUGCGGCUGCUGCUAGCGGUGGCGACGGUGGUGCUGAUGCUGCUGGUGCUGCUGAUGCUGUCGCACUCCCAAAGAUCAACCCAGCAUCCAAAUGGUCCAAAAUCAAGAUUGUCACCAAGCAGGCAGGUGACGAGUGCAUCACCGCCAUCGAGAUUGUCCCGCAAAACAACACUACUGAGGCCCGCUCCAUCCCCGUCAACCGCUCCAGGAUGGUGGCCAGAAAGUUUGCCAGCAUUGCCCGGAGCCAGGUGAAACGAAAGAGGCAGAUGGCCGCGCGGGAGAAGAAGGUCACUAAAACCAUAUUUGCCAUCUUGCUGGCCUUCAUCAUUACAUGGACACCGUACAAUGUCAUGGUGCUCAUCAGCACCUUCUGUCAGGAGUGUGUGCCCGAGACAGUGUGGGCCAUUGGAUAUUGGCUUUGCUAUGUCAAUAGCACCAUUAACCCUGCAUGCUAUGCUUUGUGCAAUGCCACGUUUAAGAAGACCUUUAAGAACCUUCUCAUGUGUCAGUACAAGCAUAUCGGCACUAGAUAA
This is a messenger RNA of Engraulis encrasicolus (European anchovy), 1446 nucleotides long. It is a transcript of the gene chrm4a, whose product is annotated as cholinergic receptor, muscarinic 4a. Bases 16 to 1446 code for a protein of 476 amino acids. The transcript has a single exon. The record is from RefSeq and is a predicted model, not a curated record. Gene Ontology annotation, cellular component: synapse; plasma membrane; dendrite. Gene Ontology annotation, molecular function: G protein-coupled serotonin receptor activity; G protein-coupled acetylcholine receptor activity. NCBI's taxonomy places the organism in Eukaryota, Metazoa, Chordata, Actinopteri, Clupeiformes, Engraulidae. Gene Ontology annotation, biological process: chemical synaptic transmission; adenylate cyclase-inhibiting G protein-coupled acetylcholine receptor signaling pathway; G protein-coupled receptor signaling pathway, coupled to cyclic nucleotide second messenger.